CAUUAACACGUGAACUGAGCUCAAGACGCACCUGUGCAAGUAGAGAGUCAUACACACCCCGACUCUUAAUUCUUUUGUUUUUUUACCGUAGUUCAACGUCGGAAAGGAUUUCUCACUGGGUGGUUGUAGGACAAAUUUCCAGCUGAACUUGCGACGAUCUCACAAUGGAACUGCAUGAUAUCAAGUCUUCAGUUUCGCACAUGUAUGAUGACUUCAUCCAAAACGCAGACUCUCGUACGGAGAACUGGCUGUUCAUGGACUCUCCCAUCGUGCAGAACAUCAUCAUCAUGGCGUACAUCUGCUUCGUCAUAUCACUGGGCCCGUGCAUCAUGGAGAAGCGCAAAGCUUUUGACCUCAAAGGGGUUCUGGUGGUGUACAACUUCAGCGUGGUGGCACUCUCGCUCUACAUGUGCUACGAGUUUGUCAUGUCGGGAUGGGGAACAGGAUACUCCUUCCGCUGUGAUCUCGUUGACUACUCUGACUCGCCACAAGCUAUAAGGAUGGCAGAAACGUGCUGGCUUUACUAUUUCUCCAAGUUCAUCGAGAUGUUGGACACGGUUUUCUUUGUGCUGAGGAAGAAAAACAGCCAGGUGACAUUUCUUCACGUGUUCCAUCAUUCUAUUAUGCCGUUUACCUGGUGGUUUGGUGUUCGCUUUUCUGCAGGUGGUAUGGGGACUUUUCACGCCGUGCUCAACUGUGUCGUCCAUGUCAUCAUGUACACUUACUACGGCCUGACCGCCUUAGGGCCCAAAUACCAGAAGUACCUGUGGUGGAAGAAAUACCUGACCACCAUUCAGCUGAUCCAGUUUGUGAUGGUGACCACGCACAUCUCGCAGUACUUCUUCAUACAGGACUGCGCCUACAAGUUCCCCAUCUUCAUCUACAUCAUCGGUCUGUACGGCCUCAUCUUCCUCUUCCUCUUCCUCAACUUCUGGUACCACGCCUACACCAAAGGCAAGCGGCUGCCCAAGGUGCUGCAGGCCCAGAUGUGGGCCCACCAUUCAAACGGCGUCAUGAAUGGCAACGCUAACCACACCAAAGAGGAAUAAUUGGCCGCUCGGCACGGGGCUUUUUUGUGGCGGACUGCUGCUCUGGUUUAGCUUUUUCUACUUGCAAAAAAGAGACAAUCUUUAUAAAUUAUGACCAGUUAUAUUUAACCCCAGACAAAGGGAACUUUUGUAUUUUAAUGUUUAGUAUUGACUGUAUAGUUAAUUAAGACAUGACUGUAUAGUUAAUUAAGCCAUGGGAAAAACUGUCAUUUAUAGGGCUUCUCCAAUGGCAUGACUGAGACUCCAUGACCCUGAUGUGUGCAGUGCCCCUCUUAAAAGUGACGGGUUGGUGUGAUUUGUUUUUUUUCCCCACAUUUAUUUUGUCUUGGUGGUUCACUAUAAAAGUUGGAGGGUAAUCCAUGUUGCCGUAAUAUUAGUCUUUGCAAGGCUAUUUUAAUGGUAACAUGCAUACAGAGUAGGGUGUUUACUUUUUUAUUUUAAAUAUUUCACACCUUGAUGCUUGGAGUCACAGAUCUGAUGUUUUCAGUGGAAUGUUCUCUUGAAGCGUGACAAAUUGAUUCCUGGGAGAGCCAGGGGGCGCUCUUGUGGAGCACCAGGGCAUUGUUCACUAAAAAAGUUGAAUGUUUACAGUGACAUGUCUUUGGGUCGGUCACAGGAGUGUCUGUGUAUUAUGAUGAUCUUAAGCUUCAAAGUGAAUGAAACGGCGCUCCUGUGAUUGACAAAAGGAGAUAUGAGAUCGCUGGUGGUGUGUAUUUGAGAAGAGGGUUAGUUCGAAUGAUGCAGUUCAUGUUCACGUCUAAUAUCCUGUUCUCAGUCCAAUUGUUAACCAUUUAAGACUUAUGUGCCUUGAAAAGUUGUUUAUACUGUUUUAUAUGUAUUUAUGUAUAAUAAAUGUUGACUAUGUAU
Messenger RNA from Syngnathus acus (greater pipefish), 1916 nucleotides. It is a transcript of the gene elovl7a, whose product is annotated as ELOVL fatty acid elongase 7a. Lineage: Eukaryota; Metazoa; Chordata; Actinopteri; Syngnathiformes; Syngnathidae. Gene Ontology annotation, cellular component: endoplasmic reticulum membrane. Gene Ontology annotation, biological process: fatty acid elongation, polyunsaturated fatty acid; fatty acid elongation, saturated fatty acid; fatty acid elongation, monounsaturated fatty acid. The record is from RefSeq and is a predicted model, not a curated record. The transcript is spliced from 8 exons. Gene Ontology annotation, molecular function: fatty acid elongase activity. Bases 165 to 1049 code for a protein of 294 amino acids.